GCCCUAAAUUUAUAAGAGGGUUUUUUGUUUAUUUAGUUUUUUACAAUAAACGGCGCCGUUCUGUACCUUUACAAACUUAUCCAGCACCGACCCAAACCAAAAACCCCUUACUCAGCGUGUGUUAUGAGAUUUUACAUUUGGAUUUGGUUUGGAUUGAUUAAUUGAUUUUAACGUUUGGUUUGGGGGUUUCGAAAAUUAGAAUAUAGAACCCUAAACUAAAAAUCGAAUGGAUGCGCAAGCGAGGAAAAAGGCAGUGUAUCGUGCUAAAUUGAACGCAAAGAAGAAAGACAAGCGCAUAGAUUCUCCUCUUGUAAGGUACAAUGAGCUUGAGCAGCCUGUCUGUAGGGUUUGUGACCUCGUUUUGAAAUCCGAAUCCCAUUGGGAUGCCCACCAAGUUUCUCGUAAACAUCAUGAGGCAAUAAAUACCAUCAAGGCUAAUGCAGCUGGACUAACCCGGGUUAACAAUGUGAAAGCUGAGCCCCAUAAAGAGUUGAUUAAACCUAAAUCUACAGAGUUGCUUAGUGUUAAACCUGAAAGCUCACCAGAAGUGCCCAAAAAUCAGUCAUCAUCAUCUGUGCUCCCUCCAAAUUUUUUUGACAACAAUGAGACGAAAAAGCUAAAAACCGGAAAGGAUUCUCUCAAGUCAGUGGAGACUGAUUUAUACAAAAAGACUGGGGCUUCUGCUCUACCAGAGGAGAGGAGUUCUUUAAACUUGGUGAGUGAAAUAGAUAGACUGCCUAGUGGUAAUGCUGGAAAGGCAAUAAAUAUCCAGCCUGCUGGGGAGCGUACAUCAAAGUCAGAAGAGAUUGCUGGUUCUAAAAUCAAUCAAGCAAAGGGAGCUCUACCUGAAGGCUUCUUUGAUAACAAGGAUGCUGACUUGCGUGCACGUGGCAUAAAGCCUGUUAAGCCAGACAUCAAAGAUGAGUACAAGGAAUUCGAAAAGUUGAUUCAAGAGGACUUGCAGGAGGUGGAUGACCGUUUUGAGGAAGAGGAGAUUGAUGCUGCUGAAACGAUAGAAGAGGCUGAAUCUGUCGAGCAGAAAACCUAUUGGGAGAAAGUGGAAAUGUUGAAGAAGAAGAAAUUGGAACUGCAGGUUGCCAGGUCUGUCAAACGUAGAAAAGCUUCUGAUGGUGUUGCCAAGGAGUCCAUCCAUGAAGAAUCAUCCAGUGAGGAUGACAGUGAUGAGAAUUUUGCCGUUGAUUGGAGAGCCCAACACUUGUGAACGUGCUUGGCAGAUGUUUUGGUAUCUAUGAGGGUACGAUCUUAAAAUGUUAACCAGAAAAUGUGAUGUCUCGUCUGAUCCAAACUGGAAUCCACCAUAUCAAUCUUUUCUUUAGAUUUUAAGCUAAAAAAUGGGAGUUGGUGAUGCUUACUGCAUCUAGAGAAACUUUCACCUAUCUAACAUUCUUUGGUUUGCCAAAGGAUAAAAGCUAUUAAAAAAAAAAAAAAAAAGCUUCCCACCGUGUUGGAUAGCCCCCUGGGGUACAUGCAUUUCAGAGAAGUGGCAGUCAAUGACGUGCAACAUAAGAACGUACAUUUUAAGCCUAUAUUCUGGCCUUACAGCUAUGAUUCUGUAUACGAUAUUCUGGGAUUGAGGAGAGUCAAAUUAUCAAUUAUGAACAUUGUAAAUAUUCCUUGAAUUAGCGUGAAUUGCAUGCUUAAAUUCUCUACAAAA
Messenger RNA from Quercus robur (English oak), 1675 nucleotides. Its product is annotated as protein ABA AND ROS SENSITIVE 1. The transcript has 7 exons. The coding region runs from base 227 to 1222 and encodes 331 amino acids. Gene Ontology annotation, biological process: mitotic DNA replication checkpoint signaling; mitotic DNA damage checkpoint signaling; nuclear DNA replication. Gene Ontology annotation, cellular component: nucleus; spliceosomal complex. The record is from RefSeq and is a predicted model, not a curated record. NCBI's taxonomy places the organism in Eukaryota, Viridiplantae, Streptophyta, Magnoliopsida, Fagales, Fagaceae. Gene Ontology annotation, molecular function: zinc ion binding; nucleic acid binding.